Iphiclides podalirius (scarce swallowtail) is the source of this 381-nucleotide messenger RNA. The record is from the annotation of a GenBank genome assembly. NCBI's taxonomy places the organism in Eukaryota, Metazoa, Arthropoda, Insecta, Lepidoptera, Papilionidae.
AUGGCACUCAAUUUGAAUAAUUGUCCCGCGAAUACUAGCGAAAGCAGCGGCUUGAAGCAGUGCUCCAGCGAUUAUCUGUUUACCGCCUUAAGCGAGAUGGUCGUGCUGUUGCGGUACAAAUUCUGCGGCUUUUGGGCCCCAUCUGAUCGUGGAGCCAAGCCCACGCGCAGUCGAAACCGCGCCGCGGGCGGAUCAACCCGUUACGUCACGCCAUGGCCGAAACGUCGUAUAUCCCAGCGAAAGAUCUAUUGCACGUCCCCCUCUAAACUAGCGGUGCAGAAAGAGACCGCGGCGCCGUUUUCGCGCCAAUUCGUGGCACGCGAAACGUCACCGCGAACGAAGACAAUGGUCUCUAUAAUUUUCAAAGCUGUGACGUCUAGU